Messenger RNA from Trichomonas vaginalis G3, 351 nucleotides. RefSeq names its product KilA, N-terminal/APSES-type HTH, DNA-binding family. The record is from RefSeq and is a predicted model, not a curated record. NCBI's taxonomy places the organism in Eukaryota, Parabasalia, Trichomonadida, Trichomonadidae. The transcript has a single exon. Gene Ontology annotation, molecular function: DNA binding. Bases 1 to 351 code for a protein of 116 amino acids.
AUGACAGUCGAAGCAAAAACGUUCACGAACAAAUCUAAUGGCGAAACAUUCACAAAAGGCACUUACAACGGUAUUGAAGUCUUACGUAGAGACAAGGAUGGUUAUAUAAAUGCAACAAAGAUGGCAAGAGAAGCAGGAAAGUUAAACCAUUUAAACAGAUUUCUCAAUAGUGCUAAAAUACAGGAAAUUCUUGAGUUUUGGAUGAACGAAUACGGUGGAGCCAAAAGUGGCUCGACCUCAAAACAAGCAUUUUAUGAGCUUACUAAGGGUGUUAUAAAUGAAUUCAAAGGUAUUUACAUACAUCCUGACCUCGUUCAUUUUGUUCCCGGACCAAAAAUAUAUUUUAGGUGA